AUGCCCGCCCGGUUCGCCGCGAAGCCACUGGAACUGUACGCUCGGGACGGCGUCGCGAGCGCGGCGCGCUUCGUCACCGACGACGAGACGCUCGACGGGGCGCGAUUCGUCGAACGCGUCAUCGCGCUCUCGCGAGUGAUUCGCGCGACGUUGCGGGCGCGUCGAGGGUCGAACGUCGUGUGCGUCGCGUGCGAGACGUCGGCGUCGGCGUUGGCGUGUUAUCUCGCGAUCGACGUCGCGGGAGGGGUCGCCGUGGGGUUGAAUUCGCGAUGGACGGCGACGGAGGCGACGGAGGCGGCGGGACGGUGCGACGCGGCGUGCGCGAUGGUGGACGCGAAACACUUCGAGAUGUGGGGAAGAGACGCGUUCGAUGGGUGUGCGAACAUCAUUGACGUCGAUGAUGCGGUGGAAAGAACGUCGGAGGUUGGAAGCGAGGAGAUGGAGAAGGCGCGCGAAGACGGAGCGUGCGCGUAUUGCUUCACGAGCGGGACCACGGGCGCGGCCAAGGCGGCGGUGCUCACGCACGAGGGCGUGCUCGCGGCGACGAGGGCGAAGAUUGAGGUCGUCGGGUACGAGCGCUCGGACGUGUACAUGCACUGCGCGCCUUUGUAUCACGUCGGCGGACUCUCGAGCGCGCACGCAUCGAUGUCGGCGGGAGCGAGUCAUGUGUUCAUGCGUAGUUUUGACGCUGAGCGCGCGUUGGGCGCGAUCGAGCGGUCGGGCGUCACCGCAUUUAUCGCGGUUCCAACGAUGAUGGCGAUGCUCGUCGACGCGGCGGGCGAGCGGGUGUUUGAUUCGGUGCGGAAAAUUCUCGUGGGAGCGGGCAGACUGCUUCGAGGUCAGUACGAGGCAAUUCGUCGCGUCUUUCCGAACGCCAAGGUCACCAUGGCGUACGGGAUGUCUGAGACGACAUCAAGCGUGACGUUUCUCGAUCCCGAGGAUGGACGUCUCGUGGAAGACCCAACGUUUGCCGGGCAAGCGGUGCGGGACGUGGAGGUGCGCGCGGACGCCAACGGAGAACUCCACGUGCGCGGACCGAUAGUGAUGCUCGGCUACCACGGCGUCGACAAAUCAACGACUUUCGACGCAGACGGGUGGUUCGCGACGGGAGAUCUCGGCAGAGUCGCCCCCGCGGAGACCUCCAGCGCGUGUACCGGUCCCAGAGUUUGGCUUUACGGGCGCGCUAAGGCCGUGAUCAAGACCGGCGGGGAGAACGUCUCCCCUGAGGAAGUCGAGGGAGUGAUCAACGCGCACGAGGACGUGCACACGUCUGUGGUCGUCGGUGCUCCACACGAAAAAUGGGGAGAGACCGUCGUGGCGAUCGUGAAACUUCGCCAAGGUACGAGUUUGUCUGUAGACGAGGCGCGACCGACCGUACUCGAGUGGUGCCGCGACUCGCGACUCGCACGAUUCAAGAUUCCCAAGUACAUCUUGUUCACGAACGAAAUUCCCAUAAACAUGAUGGGAAAAUUCUCGAGGGCUGAUGUAUACGACGCGCAUAGGGUAGAAAUCGAGAACGAGAUAGCCUCGACGCGUCCGGUUAAUUAG
Ostreococcus tauri is the source of this 1548-nucleotide messenger RNA. RefSeq names its product AMP-dependent synthetase/ligase. NCBI's taxonomy places the organism in Eukaryota, Viridiplantae, Chlorophyta, Mamiellophyceae, Mamiellales, Bathycoccaceae. The transcript has a single exon. The record is from RefSeq and is a predicted model, not a curated record. Gene Ontology annotation, biological process: fatty acid metabolic process. Gene Ontology annotation, molecular function: medium-chain fatty acid-CoA ligase activity. The coding region runs from base 1 to 1548 and encodes 515 amino acids.